AUGCCAGCUCCUGCAAAUGGCGCCUGCGUUAAGUGGGACGACCACCCGGAGAUGCGAGUCGGCUUCGCAGUACUACACAGGGAGCUCGAAAUGAGCAGUCGCAAUCGUGUGAAGGUCAUGAACGUCGCCUUCGAGGACCAGCUGGAAGCCUGUGGCUAUCCGGAUGGAGUUCCAGAAGACAUGUUUGACACACUCGAGUCUGAGUGGCGCGAGAGACGCAAGACUCAGAACGCGUGGAAGUGGAGAUUUACCGACGCCCAGAGAAAAGCGAUGGAGGACAAACUAAAACCAAUCGCAACUUCGUUGGGUAUCGAUACUACUCAGCAGGGCAACACAGCAUCACAGGCGACUUCAAACGGACGAGGAGUACGAGCAGCAGCGAGCGCAGGAGAUGACGAGGAAGAGAAUAGGGAGGGCGAAGUCGACGAUGCAGAGCGUCAGGACACCGACAACGACGACGAAUUCGUCGAGCGAGGUCGCCAAUCUAGACGCGGUAGAGGCAGGGCAGCUACUACCAGCAGAGGUCGAGCCACCACAGGCAGAACUUGCGACACGAACCGCACUCGCAGCGCUGCUACAUCCAGAAGCACUGCCGCUCCCGAGAACAAGAAGAACCCAGCGACCAAAGUCAAGCAACCGCGCCAGCAGAAGCUUCGGCAGAGCGCCAUGCCGUUGGCUCAGAAGUUCAAGAAGGUAGGCGAUCCCGUCCCAGAGCCCGGCUUUGCACCGCUCGAGAGCACUACCGAGUAUUUCAAUCAACCACCCGUCGACAGUGGCUGGGUUCUGCCUGGUGAUGAUCCGAGACCACUACAGGAUCAGGAGGCAGAGCAGAGGGGUCGCGAAGGUGGAGAGUACGAAGAGGAGGAUAAUGAACAAGAUCCCGAAGAUAUUGAAGGCGGAGCGCAGUCCAAUCCGAUUCCUAUCGACAGCGAUGCCUCUGACUCGAACUCCAGCGACGACGACGAAGAGCCCGCACCUCAGAACGGACGUCGCGCUCAAGGUCAACCGGAAAACGGCGGCUUCGACGAUCUGGAAGAAGAUGAAGAGGACGAUGAGUACAACUUCGGCGAGCCUGCAGCGUCAGGUCCAUAUCCUCGCGAUCAUAAGCGUUACGUGCCUCCGGGCAAGAACAAGCCUUCCGCCAGACCAUCAAAGACGACAGGCAAGGCCACCAGCCUGAAGAAGGGUGGAGAGAAGAACCAGAAGACUAGCGCCUAUGACAACCCGUAUGACAACCCCCAUGACAAGAUCAGCGACGACGAGCAGGAAGACGGCCUCUUCGACCCCGAGGACGAAGGUACUCCGCCACGAGGCAAGAUGUCGAAGUCUGCAGCAGGCAAGGUGGAGACUGGCAAGAAGAAGAGUCAGAAGAACGAGAACACUACACAGAACAAGACCAAGGAUGCUCAUCACGACGAUGGCCUCUCUUUCGACGACGAGCCAGAGAAUGAGGGAACUCCGCCGCCAGUCCAGAAGACCCAGCCGGCUCCAGGCAAAGAAUCUGGUUCUGGCAAGAAGGGUCGUUGGGGCAAGAAGCGUCCAAGCAACUUUGAGUAA
This is a messenger RNA of Fulvia fulva, 1557 nucleotides long. RefSeq lists its product as uncharacterized. The record is from RefSeq and is a predicted model, not a curated record. Bases 1 to 1557 code for a protein of 518 amino acids. Lineage: Eukaryota; Fungi; Ascomycota; Dothideomycetes; Mycosphaerellales; Mycosphaerellaceae. The transcript is spliced from 2 exons.